Molecule: messenger RNA, 1636 nt
Organism: Babesia bovis T2Bo
Lineage: Eukaryota; Apicomplexa; Aconoidasida; Piroplasmida; Babesiidae
Exons: 9
Coding region: 15-1565 (516 amino acids)
Source: RefSeq, a predicted model, not a curated record
CGUACACAUCAAAAAUGCUGUUGGUCAAAUGGAUAGGCAUUAUCUAUUUGUACUUUUAUUUGCCACUUAGUGUGUUAGGUCGCGAUGACCUCUUGAAACUUGAGAUUCCGGAAAAUCACGCUACGCAAGAGAUUUACAAGGCAUUUAAAAAUGAACCUAAGGAGGAACAUGUGGCGGAGCGUAUGUCCGACUUAGUGGCAUCCGCCGCUUCUGAGAGAGAACGGCGAGAAGAGGAUCCUUUCACAGGCGAAUGUGUGCGUGACUUUUCACUUCCUUGUCCUGAGUCCUGGACGAAAACCGGAACUGUCUGUGAAGCUCCCUCAUCUUACAAAGGUGAUUGUGAACGUUCUGUUGAUAUGAGUGACUUUACUGUGGAGCGUAAGAUGUUGUUCAUGUCUGAUUGCAAGGUACAAUGGCCUUGUAAAAGCUUGAUAGAUAAGGUUGAUGUUCAAUACUGCAAGGAUACCGAGCGUAACUUUCUCCAGCCAUGUCCUGAAAACUUUCUAAGGCACAAAACUGAAUCUGGAUAUGUCUGCGUCCCUGAUUUUUCAGGGUACGUAGGUCCUUGCAGAUCAGUUGUUGACUUUACCAAAUUUUCAAAGGAAUCUAAGAUGCUCUGGGCUCAGACUUGUGGUACCACGUGGCCGUGUAUGACCAUUUGUCCUAAAGUGUUUGACAAAUGUCCCAUGGAUUGGACGAUGGCACCGGAUGGCGCUUGUGAUGCUCCUGCUUCAUAUAACGGGCCGUGCGAGAAGCGCAUUCGCUUUACUUAUUACACUCAAGAGAUGAAGCGCAAACGUCUCAUGGAGUGUGAAAUACCCUUUGAGUGUACUUCUGAAUGUGAGAAAGACUACAGCCAAUGUCCAGUGCUGUGGAAAACGGAAGCUGAUGGCUUUUGUGUUGCCCCUAUGGGCACUUUCAACUGCAAUGAUAUUUUAGUCCAGCUACUUUCUGAGGCUGGCAAAGGUCCGGUUACUGGUAGUACCACCGCUCUCGACCUGCGCCUGCUGGAUGCUGAAUCAAGAAAGUUAUACGAAUCUAAAUGCAGCAAUGUAGAGUUCCCGUGUUUAGAGCGUGAGGAAGAUAUAAAUUGGUCUUUACAAUGUCCAAGGGGUUGGACGAUCAGUAAGGACGACUUAAAUAGUUGCGUUCCUCCCGUGGUAAAUGAAGACGAUGUAUGCAAAUCGCCCAUGGUAUUUACCACAGAAGAAGAGAAGCGUGCCUUUGCGUCUAUGUGCGAUAUCAACUGGUCCGGCACUGCUCCUGAAUCAAAAACCGUUACUGCUGCGGUUGAGCAUCAUAUCGAUGGUCCCAUUAACGAGAUUGGUGUAGUGCACGCAAUGAAUAAGGACAGUACACCAGAGAUUUUAUCAACGAAGGACGGGAAACCUUCCUAUGUCACUGUUGUUAAAGCGGAAGAACCGAAAGAAGCAUCUGUCACAUUUCAGCGUAAAAGGUCUGUGUACAAUAUCGGCCCCUUUGUUACUAGGAAGACAGCGAGGCCUGAGCGUAAACUAUACAAGGGUUUUACUCGGGAAACCCACUUAAUGCCUGGAUCAACUUGAGUUGUAUGUGGUCAUUUGGUCCACAGUGGGCUGUGCCAACUUAUCGCACCAUCUAUAAUGCCAAAGUGCAA